AUGGCAGAAAAGCGGGUAAGAGUUUACAGGAUCGUAGCAACAACUGCUGUUCCUUCAUAAAGUUUCAUUUUUACGAUGGAUAGUGAGCAAAAUUUCAAAUCGUUAGCUAGUUCAUCAAUGCUUUUAAACCACACUACAAGAAAUAAAAGCUUGGUGUCAUCAUCCUGAUUACGGAUAUAAAAUAAACCUUCCUAGCAGACAGAGAGUUUACGUAAACAAUGACUGUUGUAAAAAUUUUACCGCUUUGCUUAUAAUGCAAGCUGUACUAAUUAGGCUUUAAAGAAGCACUCAAGCGGGGUAAUAUCUCGACCUGAAUUAACAAUUAUAGUGCUGCCGUUCCCUUAUCUAUUGACGGAGAUCUUAAAACGACAUUAUUCAAUUGGAAGGUGCCUAACAUGCACAGUGUAGCUUAUACCCUGUGAUACAAUUAAGAAUUUUUCAUGUCUGUAGUCUUUUUUCAAUGAUUUGCGUCUGUUACUUAUUCCGGCCACUUUUUGUAUUUCUCUUAGAUAUGUGUUAUAAGCGAAGUUAUUAAGUACGUAAAAUAAAGACGAAUAUAAGAUAUAAUAUGAUAACAGGUUCAACAUGAUGUUUGUGAAUGGGUAGAUUACACAAUCAACGUGUAUAGAUUUGCAUCUUGCUAUACAACUUCUGGAUAGAAACGUUUGCAAAAGAUUUAUUACGCUUCUUUUAGGACAACGAAGAAGGGCAAGACAAGGAAGAGAAAACUCCCAAGUGAGAAGUAAAAAAAAUCUACCGUAUAAAAUCACUGAUACCAUCAACAGACACUGCAAAGGGAAUUAUUGGGCUCACAAAGUUUUUCUGUAGGCAGCCGUUAAGUAUCAAAGUGGGCCCGUGUUGGUUUUAUUUGGGAACUCUUCGAGGCCUCUUACAUUUCGGUGACAUCUUAGAUAUGGAUUAAGCUCUGCCUGUGUCAAAAACAUGAACGUAUCCCCUGUUCCUAAAGUUUUAACAACGGUAAAAAUAAAUGAACAUCGCUAAAGAUCUUUCUUUUUGGAACAAAAACUGAAAAGAGGAAACUGAGCCGCUGCCUCUUUCAAAUACCAAUUUAAAACCCCAAAUACAGUCAAACCCCGUCAACACGGACACUGAGGGGGCCAUAGAAAGUGUUCGUAUUAGGCGGCUUAAAUUUAGACAAACUAUGAGGGCUUUCGUUCCCCAGGGACAAAGCAAACUGUCCAUAAUAAUGAGGGGUUCCGUAUUAAGCGAGUGUCCGAAAAGGGGGAUUUGAAAGUAAGCGAUAAGUGAAUCAACAGAAAUGAAGAGCGGAUUAAGUUUUUAAGAGAGCUAAAACAUUUUUUUAAAAAAGGCUGCUAACGCCAGACCUACGGAGAUAACAUUGAUCGAAUACUGUGAAGCAAUGCAAAACCAAAACAAACGCCAAAUGACUUUUGGCAAAUAACAGGAAAGGACUGCAUCGUUCAGUGUCCUAGGAUCACUGAAAGAUGCGGCAUUAUUCUUCAACUUUUAGCAGUUUUACCAGUUUGAAAUUAUUAAGAAAGAAAUUUUAGUUUCAGAUAGAGGAUAACCUCAAGUAUGUUAUGACCCACGCCCAAAAAUGUUACGAUCAUUAGUGAGAAAGCUCAUCGCUGUAAAUACACCUAGAGCGAAGCCAUCAUUUUAAAGUUGACAACCAUUCGUAACGAUCGUAGUCACUCAUUACGACACCAGUUCUACCUUAUAUAAGUUUGGCAAUUUCUGAAGGCCUCCUCGCCAUCGUUUUCAGUUUAUGUUGCUGUUCUAUACAUUUCUCUGCCCAAUUUACCUAAAUGAGUUUCAAACGUUUCGCAAAUAUAAUUUAUUUUACUCAACUGUACUCCUUUCAUUUCUUCUUUAAUAAGUGGUAAAAUAAGUAGGGGAUUCAAGGAAAAUGAGAAAACAAUUGAAUGGAUGAAUUAAUUAAUAAAAGCUCUUCAGAAAUCAACCUGAUACAGAUGUAGAAAACAAGACAAUGCAAAAUUUACUUACUUUACCUUAAUGAUAUGCUCUUGAUAGUGAGAAUGAUGUGAGUGAAACUGCUCAAGACCUCCAAGCUGUUUCUAAUCCUGGCCACCUUGAAAUAUCUUCCCCUGAGGUAAACGUUAUAGUUGUCUUUCUUGAAAUAUGCAUGACACCUGACAUGGCAUUCUGGUUAAUCUUGAUAUCUGAAGAAAGCAAUGUUGAAUGAAAAUGACCCUUUGCACAGCAUACUUUUAAUGCACAUCUACAAUCAGUGAAACUCAAUUUGGGUCACGCUGCUCCGAUACCUGUCUGUCUCUCUUCCAACGUUGUUUUGUAAUGGUUUUUCGGUGGAAUUGUCCAAGUUCGUGGCCAACAUUGAGGGGAAAAGGAAAAGGAGGUCGAGCACAACAUGUCAACGUUAUUCCUUCAAUUGACCCAAGUUCUAAUGUCACAGAUUAUAGCUGCGAGAAAAAUUGCUACACUUAAUGAACUUACACAAAACGAUGAUGUUCAUGUGACAUGCCAACACCUACCCCGCAAUUUUUACGCUUUUAAAAUCGUACUUGAAUUUUGGUUACAAACACUGCUUUCAUACUAAAAAGGGCAUUUAUGUAUCACUUGCUGAGAAUGUGUUUAUUUAAAUAUAAGUGAGUUUUUUUUCCUCAUAGCGGCAAUACACGGAUGGAGGGCGUUUGGUGCAACAAUGUACUGACACCGGGGGAGGACAUAACCCUGUUUGGUAAGCACUGUUCCCAGCUGUUAAUUUGCCAACCACCAAUCAAUAAUGAAUCAAAGCGCCAAUUAAUGUAAUAUCAAAAACAACUUAUUUUUUUCAAUCAUAACCAUUCUGUAUCUCUGCAUCACCUUUCUUUUAGCUUCACGAAAUCCUCAAAAGGGAUAUUUUGGUAACCCUGCUGACCAUCAUGUCUACCGAUUGCUUUACAAGUUGUGAGAAGUUAAUCUUUUUGACGUAUGAGUCGGGGAUAUUCGACCAUAGAAAAGGAGUCAAAUGACAUAUUUUACGUGUCCUCCAGUUGGAAAAAUUCAGGAUCCUUUCAUUCGAACUGCAAACUAACCUUAGAGCUCACUCCUUUUUGUCAAUUUACCUUCCACAAAAUUUGCAGAUCAUAGGAGUGUAAUUUAAUGCAAGAAAUGCAGAAAGCUCUACCCACUUCAGUGGAUUUAACUGAUUUCAAAAAACUAACCGCUUUGAAUUUCUUUUCUUCCAGCGGUAAAGCAUGUCUACAAGUCCCUACUGGGCCAGGGGUAAGAGUAACAAAGCUAGGCAAUUAACUUUUUUUAUCAAAUCUCGGCUACAACAUAAUAUCUUAACAUUAAGCUGAUUUUGCUGACUUGAUUUGGCCAAGCAAACACACGAUUGUGUGUGAUACAUAGUGGAUAUCGAACAGGAAUUAUCAUUUUUACAAAUUUUCUUAAAUCGUUAGACAGUAGUGUUUUAAAAAAAUGUGCGUACAUCUAAAUCCAGCAUAUAUACUAAUAAAAAAAAUUGGGCGAGGAACUAGACUGGAGUUGAACAAAAUGAAACUGAGAUGACUUGGUAACAUAAACAGCUCAAGCUAAUGUAGUUUUCUUUUAUAUCUCCCACAGGAAAAUCAGCACACUGAUGUUGCUGUGUUUAUCAUCUUAAUCAUUCUCUUGUUUUAUGUCUCUUAA
Messenger RNA from Porites evermanni, 3636 nucleotides. The record is from the annotation of a GenBank genome assembly. NCBI's taxonomy places the organism in Eukaryota, Metazoa, Cnidaria, Anthozoa, Scleractinia, Poritidae.